AUGCUUACCACCGCCGUAAAACAAGCAAAUCGCCACGUCGCGCGCCGCGACUCCAAGAGACUGCGCUUUGGCCACGAAGUCGGCACAAUCAGUCUCGAGGGCACGCCCAUCGACGAGAAGGCAGAUGCGAUCAGUGUCGAGUACAUAGAGAACCGUUCAGCACCAGCAACGCCUGCCGACAGACAACCCGGCUCCAUGCAUGAUGACUUCCUGCCCAAGGGGGUCGACACAACCAAGACGGAGAAGGACGAACACUGGUUCGUCGGUGCCGUCGACCAAGGCACCACAUCAUCCAGGUUCCUCAUCUUCAACGAGAAGGGCGAGCCUGUUGCCAACCACCAGAUUGAAUUCGACAACCUGUAUCCCCAAUCAGGAUGGCACGAGCAUGACCCCAUGGAGCUACUCACCUCUGUUGAGGCGUGCAUAGAGGGUGCCAUGAAGCAGUUCACUGAGAAGGGCCACACUGCCAAGGAGAUCCGCUCAAUAGGCAUCACUAACCAGCGUGAAACAACUGUCGUGUGGGACAAGACCACCGGUGAGCCCCUUCACAACGCCAUCGUCUGGCCCGACACCCGGACGACGAACCUUGUGCGAGAGCUCAAGGGUCGACCUGGCGCCGAUGACUUGCCCGAGACGUGCGGCCUGCCUCUGAGCACAUACCCCUCCAGCGUCAAGCUGAUGUGGCUCAUCCAAAACGUCCCUGCUGUCAAAGAGGCGUACGACGAGAGCCGAUUGGCAUUCGGAACCGUCGACUCCUGGCUCAUUUACAGGCUGAAUGGCGGUGCCGAGGCAGAGAAGCCAGUCCAUGUCACGGACAGCACCAAUGCCUCUCGCACCAUGUUCAUGAACCUGCGCACCAGGAAGUAUGACGAGAAGUCGCUCAACUUUUUCGGCAUCGACCCAACCAAGUGCGCCAUGCCCGAGAUCGUGCCCUCUUCAGAUGACAAGGCCUUUGGCAAACUCGCCAAGGGCCCUCUGGCUGGCGUCUCCAUCGCCGGCUGCCUGGGUGACCAGUCCAGUGCCCUGGUCGGACAGUGUGGCUUCGAGCCUGGACAGGCCAAGAACACAUAUGGUACCGGCUGUUUCCUCCUCUACAACGUCGGCAACGAACCCGUCAUCUCCAAACACGGCCUCAUGGCGACAGUCGCGUACGACUUUGGAAAGGGACACCAGCCGGCAUACGCCCUAGAGGGCAGCGUAGCUGUCGCGGGCGCUGGUGUCAAGUAUCUCAUCAACAAUAUGGGCUUCUUUGAGAAGUCGGACGAGAUCGAAGAGGUGGCUGCCAGCGUCGACGACAACGGCGGUGUCGUCUUCGUCACCGCCUUCAGCGGGCUGUUUGCGCCCUACUGGAUCGAUGAUGCCAAGGGAACCAUCUUCGGCAUGACACAGCACACCAAGAAGGGCCACAUUGCCCGCGCCACACUUGAGGCCACCUGCUAUCAGAACCAGGCCAUCCUUGAGGCCAUGGAGAAGGACAGCGGCAAGAAGCUCCAAGUCAUUGCCGUCGACGGCGGCCUGUCCAACUCGGACCUGUGCAUGCAGACCCAGGCAGACAUCAGCGGCAUCCCUGUUGACCGGCCUGCCAUGCGGGAGACUACCGCUCUCGGUGCAGCCAUCGCUGCCGGCCUCGCCACUGGCGUGUGGGCGGAGUUGAGCGAUCUGAGCCAAGUCAACCAGAAGGGCAGAGUACAAUUCGAGCCCAAGAUCGAUGAGAAGAAGAGGAAACAGAUGUUCAGGAAAUGGGAGCAGGCGGUGGAGAUGAGCCGUGGUUGGGUCCAGGACAGCUGCGAAUAA
Molecule: messenger RNA, 1794 nt
Organism: Diaporthe amygdali
Lineage: Eukaryota; Fungi; Ascomycota; Sordariomycetes; Diaporthales; Diaporthaceae
Product: glycerol kinase
Exons: 2
Coding region: 1-1794 (597 amino acids)
Biological process (GO): glycerol metabolic process; glycerol-3-phosphate biosynthetic process; triglyceride metabolic process
Cellular component (GO): mitochondrion
Molecular function (GO): glycerol kinase activity
Source: RefSeq, a predicted model, not a curated record